AAAAAGGCAAUCUGUUGUUACUAAAAGUUGCAUUUCGUGUGGAGACUGUUACUCAUUCUUUUCUCCUGGUGUGAAAACUCCAUGUUACUGACACGAAAGACUGUCAUGCGAGCAGGAAGCAGACAUGUCAUAUCAACCCAGUGGACAACCUGGUUAUCCACCACCAUACUCUGCACAGCCAGGUUACCCUCCAUCAGGUCAACCUGGGUUUCAGCCUCCCGGUGGCUACCAACCUCCACCAGGUGGGUACCAGCCAGGUCCUGGUGGAUAUCAACCUGGCGGAUAUCAGCCUGGCGGAUAUCAGCCUGGCGGAUACCAGCCUAGUCCUGGUGGGUACCAACCACAGGGGUAUCAGCCUCCAAUGGGGUACCCUCAGCCCACAGGGUACCCUUCUCCCGGACAACCCUACAGCCAGCCAAUUGCACAACAACCAGUCAGUGGCGGUGGAGCACCAGGCGACUGGAUGAAUAUGCCACAAGGCAAUCCCAAUGUACCGCCAGGCCUCGAGUACCUUACACUCAUUGACCAGUUGCUUGUGCAUCAAAAAGUUGAACUACUGGAAGCAUUGACUGGAUUUGAGACAAAAAACAAGUUCACUAUAAAGAACAGUGCUGGCCAGAAAGUAUAUUACGCUGUGGAGGAUUCCGAUUGCCUGACUCGCAAUUGUUGUGGUCCUCUGAGGCCAUUUGAUAUGAAGAUACUGGAUAAUUUUAGAAAUGAAGUGAUUCAUUUGAAUCGUCCUUUGGCAUGUGAUACAUGUUGGUUUCCAUGCUGUCUUCAAAGCAUGGAAGUAUCAUCACCUCCAGGAACUACUGUUGGAUAUAUUCAGCAAGAAUGGAGCAUUCUGUCACCUCAGUUUAGCAUAAAGAAUGCAGCUGGUGAUGUUGUGCUGAGGAUUGAAGGGCCAAUUUGCACAUACAGUAUUUGUGGUGAUGUAGAAUUUAAGAUUCUAUCCAAGGAUGGCAGCUCACAAGUGGGAAAAAUAUCGAAACAAUGGUCAGGUCUUUUGAGAGAGGCAUUCACAGAUGCUGAUUACUUUGGAAUAACAUUUCCAAUGGAUCUUGAUGUGAAAAUGAAGGCUGUGAUGUUGGGAGCAUGCUUUUUGAUUGAUGUAAUGUUCUUUGAGAAGAGUGGUAAUAAGGAAACUGAUCGCCCUGGAAUGUUUUAGUCGUUAUAAUGAAGACUUUGAUGUUUCUAGAGAGUUUCUCAAGUUGAAGGAUUACAUGUUCUUUGAAAAAUCUGGCAAUGCUGAACAAGAUGGCAUUGGAAUGUUUUAAAAUAUGCACCAUAUUAUACUGUUUACCAAAGCUAACAGAAUGUUUAACAUGAAGUAAGGAAUAUUGUAUUCAUACUUACCCAGUAACACAUUUGUUUGACAUCACAACAGUUUCCUCAUCAGCUUUCAAUAUUUGUGUCAGGGAGUUUGUUAAUGUUGGAGUAAGUUCAGUGACAUCUAUAAAUAUCUCAUUCAGCCACAGCACUUGUUGAGAAAUGAAUGACAUUGAUGUACAGUGAAUUUACUCGAACAGGUGAUCAUUUUUGUAGUGCGUGAAAUGUUUUAUGUGUGGAGAGUGACACCUGUCCCCAAAACAACAGAAAUUAUACGUGUAACCUCUUUUUCUGUGUCUUGAUUGUGGUGUUGUAGAUACAUCCCUGAUCCUUCAAAUGCAAUCCAUGCUGUGAAUGGAUGCAAGUUUAUCUAUACCAAAGAUAUUGGAACUGAAUAUCUACUUACACUAUCUGUGAUUCACCACAUUCUCAGUAGGAGACAUAUUUGCUGUUUUAAGUUCAACAAAAUACUUGCAUAAUUCUUGAAAUUUACUUUGUAUAAAUGCAUGCAACACAGAAUAUUUGUCCUGAUACAGGAUGUACUGUAAUAUUGUCACUACUGGUAUAUUUCUUGGUAUUGCUUUAAUAUCAGUACCUAAGAGACCCAUAGUUUUAAUAUGUGGAGCAGCACUAUAUGUUUUGAAGCAUGUAUGAUUUAAGGAAAUGGAUUUUGAGAAGGAUCCAUUGCACUGAGUGUUGAUCUAUCCCACUGAAACAUGAAAUCCAUACCUUUAUGGAAGUUUAUCAUAACUAAUAGAAGUUCAAUGCUGCUGAUCACUUAUCUGCUGCAGCAUGAAACAAGCAUUUAUUUAAACAUGUCCAAACAGUUUGUGAAUGCUAAUGUAACAAAAGCAAAAAUUGCAAUUCUGAAUAUCUUUUCCUGACUGCAGUGAAAGCUGGUUUGUAUAUAUUAUUUUGUAGAUUGCUCAUAUAACCUAUCCUGGUAAUUCAAUAAAAAAUGAAGUGCAUUUGAAGUGUGUUUCUGAUUGUUUCAUUCAAUUUGAAGACAAAUGUUUUAGAAAUAAGAAAAUAUUGUAUAUGUGGAGAUGUUACUAGAGUACUGCUAAUUAUGUUAUGCAAGUUGUGGGUUCCACUUGUAGUACUGGAAUACAAAUUUCCCUUUCUUAUAAUGUUUGUCUUCAGUCAGACAGUACUGAUAGUUUUAUUGGUUGAGAGUCACUGAUUGAAAUAUAUUACAUUAAAUGUUCCUUUAUGUUACCCUUGCAUUACAAAUUUUAUUUCACAUAUUUAAAUCAUAAAAUCAUUAUUUUUUCUUAAUAUUUCAAUGUAGAAGUAAUUAGAGAGUUUACAAAUAUAUAUUUGGUAUCAUAGAAACCCUAUGUUAUUUUUUGGACACUUUAGGAAUUGUGUAUAGCAAUAAUGUUGUAGUUAAUACCUUAAACUUUUAAAGCUUUAUCUCAUGGUCAGUAAAAAUUUUGUGCAUCCUGUUGCUGAUUUUGGUUUGUUGCAUUACCUGGACUGAAAUUUCAUGGAAUCUGCGUAUUAAGUAAUGAUAAAUAUGAGUGUACUUCCACACUUCUUCAAAAAUUUGUUGUUAUUUCAAAACAUAAAAGGAAAUAUGAAACAUUAGGUGUUCCUGCUUGUACUUUAAGUUGAAAUUAUAUUUAAAUCAUUAUUGGUACAUAAUUGCAAAAUAGGUGCUUUUUACAGAAAAUAAAUAUAUGUGAGAAAUGUUGAUGUACUAAUGUAUGAGCUUCGUUUUAUACAAACAUAAUGACCUAUUUAUCUGUAGAGUUUAUGCAGUGUAACUGGAAAAACAGUGUUGUUUCCUGCCAUAUGACACAGAAGUUUUACCUAUCAUUAGUUGUGAGUGUUGAACUUCGUCAUAAAGUCAAAUAGUCCAGGUAUAUUUCUGGUGACAUUGUCUUCUCUAUAUGUUUUCCACAUGGACAGUUAAAGCUGGUACUAAUAUGUGGCACUUUUGUGCAAUUUGAAAAAAAAGUAUUUUAUAUAAAUGUAACACAACUUAUAAGCAAAGCAUACUUGUGAUUCUUAAUGACUGUAAAAUGAUGAGCUUUGAGCAGGAAGCUUUUGCUCUAAUCCAAAUGAUCAACAGUUUGUCAGAGUGCUAGCUAACCUACGUGAAACUGGAACCUAUACACAUAUAAUUCAAAUUAAGCACAUUGAAUGUUGUUUGUAGAUUAUGAUUAUAUUUAUCCAAUUAGUGUCUUUAUUCUUCCAUGGACUGUGUAUGAGUAGCUUUGGAUGAAGCCAACAAAAUGGGAAAAAUGUCCUCCAAUUGAACACUUAAUUUCCUAUACGGUACUAUGUUUUUCGUGCCACAGAAUAUGGCUGUGUUUGUUGUUGUUAGUACUUGCUUCUCAUUUUAGGCAACUAAUAAUUAAUAUAAUAUUUUUGGUUAUAUACGGAACCACAGUAGUCUCCUUAUGUUAUAUGUGGACAACCUUUUAUUAUAUAGUUAGACUGAAUCUGCUAGUUUUCAAAAGUGUACCCCACAAUAAUAUUCUGUUACUGUAUGGAUAUGCUUUCUUUAACAGCAGGAUCAAAUGGACAUUUAAUAUGGAAUGCCAUACUGUGUUAGCUCUACAACAGAUACAUUUCCAUUUCAAGUUCUUAUUAACCAAAGGCAGCACAGGUCUUAUAUUUGGCAAGUGCUGUUUGCACAAACUUUUUUAUUGAAGUUGUAUGUGUUGUUUUUGCUGGUCUUUAUAUAAUAAUUUUUUGUACACAUAUGAACCAAAAACUAUGCUUAAUACAACGACAACAGAGGCAGUUGCUGUUUUUAACAUGUGCUUCUUUUCUUUCACUCGACACAACAAAUGAUGUUAUGCAAAUCAGUUCAACGAGUAAAUAAUUGUUAAGUCAAUUACUAUGAGACUUUGCAUUCGUGUUAACUAUCAAAGUGUGUCCAAAUUUACUUAUGAAAAAAAAAACUUUUGUAUAUAAAGGUUUUGGUACAUAGUAGUGUUUAUAAAUUUUUGUCACAAUUAUAUAUUGAACUUUUUGUGUUGUAAUAAUGAACUAACUGUUGAAACUGUAUUCUGUUAUAAAU
Molecule: messenger RNA, 4363 nt
Organism: Schistocerca nitens (vagrant locust)
Lineage: Eukaryota; Metazoa; Arthropoda; Insecta; Orthoptera; Acrididae
Gene: scramb1
Product: phospholipid scramblase 1
Exons: 9
Coding region: 125-1168 (347 amino acids)
Biological process (GO): plasma membrane phospholipid scrambling
Cellular component (GO): plasma membrane
Molecular function (GO): phospholipid scramblase activity
Source: RefSeq, a predicted model, not a curated record